Molecule: messenger RNA, 273 nt
Organism: Caenorhabditis remanei
Lineage: Eukaryota; Metazoa; Nematoda; Chromadorea; Rhabditida; Rhabditidae
Exons: 2
Coding region: 1-273 (90 amino acids)
Source: RefSeq, a predicted model, not a curated record
AUGGUCGCACCAUCCGCCACCCGCAACGUGCUCCAAUCGUACGGAAAACGCGGAAUCUACGUGUCGCUCGUCGCCGCCAUCGCAUCGACGGUCGCAUUCAACGCGUUCUACGUGUGGCCACGUCACAACGCUUAUGAGGAGUUCUUCGCAAACUACGAUCCAUACACCCGUAUGAAGGAGAUCUGUGCCGCCAACAAGGGAUACAUGCACACGUGUCCGAAAGAGUUGGCAAAGUUGUACGAGGAGAAGGGAAAGACUGUCGCCGAGCACUGA